UGUUGAUAAGCCCGUCAGCCCGGGUUCUCAGCCUGCAGUUGUCAGAGGCGCUCGCGGCUGUCUGGGUCUCGAAAAGCUGCGAUCAUGGCUGCUAAAAGCAUGACUCUGCUGUGGGGCUCCGGCUCCUGCCCCUGCUGGAGGGCCAUGAUCGCCCUGGAGGAGAAGAACCUGCAGGGCUACAACCACAAGCUGCUCUCCUUCGACAAGAUGGAGCACAAAUCCCAGCAAGUUCUGGACAUCAACCCCAGAGGACAGCUCCCAACCUUUAAACACGGAGACACGGUUGUGAACGAGUCCUACGCCAUCUGCUUGUAUCUGGAGAGCCACUUCAAGUCUCAGGGAAACCAGCUGAUCCCGGACGGCCCAGAAGAACAAGCUCUGAUGUACCAGCGCAUGUUUGAGGGCCUCACGUUCUACGAGAAGCUCGGAAGCGUCAUCUACUACGAUUGGUACGUCCCUGAAGGAGAGCGGCACGACUCGGCCCUGAAGAGGAACAAGGACGGCCUGGUGGUGGAGCUCGGGCUCUGGGAGGGUUACCUGUCCAAGGGCUCUGGCUCGUUCCUGGCAGGAAAGAGUUUCUCGCUGGCAGACGUGGUGGUUUUCCCCACCGUCGCCUUUCUGUUCCGAUUCGGGCUGUCUGCGGGGCGUUACCCCAAACUGGAGGAGUACUACGCCCUCCUGAAGGACAGGCCCAGCAUCAAAGCCAGCUGGCCCCCUCACUGGCUGGAGGGUCCCGAGGAGGAACUGCUGCUGAAAGACAUCUGAAAGCGCUUUAUUGUUCCCAACUGCUUUAAUGAUCCAAAACACAGCGAUGCAGCUCUGCUUCUUCCUCAGACUGGAAGAUUCCUGCUUCCAGCAGCAGUAGAUUCAUAGAACAAACUGUAAAAGUCCACAGAUGCGUCUGUCUUUAGGAAGUUACAGGAACCCGAUAAACUGACUGUGACCUCUGUGACCUCUGUGACCUCUGCACAAACGUCGCUCCACCUGCCUGUGUCACCGUGACUCUGCAGGUCUGUCUGGCAGCUGUUAUCUGCAGUUCCUGCGCAGACGCAGCUGUGUGCUGGAAGAAAAGCAGUGCAAGAGCAAAACCACCUAGAAGCAGAAUAUUUGUCAAGAAGACACAUUGAUAAUGAAAAAAAACAAAGAAACAUGAGCGUGUGCGUGAAUUUAGAGCUUCUUUUAUCUGAAACUUCUGAAGCGCUAGACGUUUUCGUUUUUUUUCCCUUUGUGUUGCUGUAAAAGAAAAUGCUGUAACUCUGUUUGUUCCUGAUUAAACAAUUCCUAUAAAUUCACUUUUUUUCACAAAUAAAAGCUGAGCAGAAAAAAA
This is a messenger RNA of Oryzias latipes (Japanese medaka), 1327 nucleotides long. RefSeq names its product glutathione S-transferase A-like. The record is from RefSeq and is a predicted model, not a curated record. Lineage: Eukaryota; Metazoa; Chordata; Actinopteri; Beloniformes; Adrianichthyidae.